AUGCGAAGGAUCCGUGCGCUCCCCAUCUCCUCCUGCCGCCGCCUCACUCCUUCCACCUUCUCCGGCGACCUCCAAGGAAGCCGCCACCGCCUCCUAUUUCCUCCCCACCGGUCUCAAUCCUCCUCUCCUCCCUUCCACCGCGUCAGUGGCGGCAGAGGCUUCGACGGGGAGGAAGAAGAACAAGAUGAUGAUGAUGAAGAGGAGGAGGAGCUUGUCGGAGGAGGAACACCAUCGCCGGAGGAGCUCGCCGGAGAAGUGGAGGCGGUGCUCUCCUCGCUGGAGGGCUUCGAGUCUGACGGCACAGCGGCGAGGAACCGGCUGGAGCAGAGUGGCGCCGCCGCCUCACCGGAGCUGGUGCGGGAGGUCCUCUCGCGGCUGCGCCACCGCUGGGCCGCCGCCUUCACCUUCUUCCUCUGGGCCGCGAACCAGCCGGGCUACGCUCACUCCCUCCGCGAGUACCACUCCAUGGUGGCCAUCCUCGGCAAGAUGCGGCGAUUCGACACCGCCUGGUCCCUGAUCGAGGAGAUGAGGAGCUCCAGUCUGGUCACCCCUCAGACCCUCCUCAUCCUCCUCCGGCGAUACGCCGCCACCCGCGACGUCGCGAGGAGCAUUAGCACCUUCUACGCCAUGAAAAAGUUCGGCUUCUCCCCUGGAAUCGAGGACUUCCAUGGCCUCCUCUCCGCGCUCUGCCGGUACAAGAACGUGGCCGACGCCGAGCACCUACUCUUCUGCAAUGAGGCCGCCUUCUCCCCCCUGCCGACCAAGAGCUUCAACAUCGUCCUCAAUGGCUGGUGCAACGCCGUGGGGAACCUCCGGGAGGCGAAGAGGUUCUGGAGAGAGAUGGGCCGGCGGGGGGUCCAGCCCGACGCCAUAUCCUACGGUGCCAUGAUCUCCUGCUACUCCAAAGCCAGCAACCUCCGCGACGUCCUGAAGGUUUUCGACUCCAUGAAGGAUCUGGGCAUCGAACCAGACAGGAAGGUGUACAAUGCCGUGGUGUACGCCCUGGCCAAGGGGGGGCGCAUGAGGGAGGCGAGGAGGCUGGUCAAGGCCAUGGAGGAGGAGAAGGGCAUCGCCCCCAACGCCGCCACCUUCAAUUCUCUGAUCAGGCCGCUGUGCAAGGCCCGCCGUGCCGGAGAAGCUCGGGAGAUGUUCGAGGAAAUGCGCAGCAGGGGGCUCUCUCCCUGCGUGCGCACCUUCCACGCCAUGUUCGACACGGUGAAGACCUCCGACGAGGUGUUCGAGAUGCUGGAGCUGAUGAAGCAGGCCAAGUGCCCGCCGGCAAACGAGACCUAUAUCAUGCUGAUCAGGAAGCUCUGCCGCUGGCGGCGCCAUGAGAGCGUCGCCAAGCUCUGGACGGAGAUGGCCGCCGCCGGCGGGGGCCCCGACCGGAGCGCCUACGUCGUCUUGAUCCACGGGCUGUUCCUGAAUGGGAAGUUGGCAGAGGCGGCUGAGUUCUACGAGGAGAUGAAGGUCAGAGGGUUCUCGCCGGAGCCGAGGACCGAGGAGAUGAUGCAGGCGUUUUUCUCCGGCAGAGAUUCCGGCAACCCGCCGGGCGGGGGGGGCGCCGCCGCUGCCGUCCCCCCUCCUGCGGACCAGCGGGAGACGGGAGGGCGGUCGAGCCCUCGCUGCAGGAACUCCCUCAGCAAGCCGGAAGAAAGAAGCGUCACCAGAGAACGCGGGUUCUCCCUCUGGAACUGA
Molecule: messenger RNA, 1698 nt
Organism: Spirodela intermedia
Lineage: Eukaryota; Viridiplantae; Streptophyta; Magnoliopsida; Alismatales; Araceae
Source: the annotation of a GenBank genome assembly